CGGUUCCCUCCUGUGCGUUCACUGGUCGCGGGUCCCACACGGACAGCUGAGCUCCCCCCUGGCGAUGAUAUCCUACUCUGUUAUCUGGGCCUUUCGAAGCAGUGUGCGGUGCUGGCGACACCGGGCUAUUCUCAAAGCGGCUCUGGAGGCCUCGGACAUCAGCGGCCGGCGCUGGUACUCUUCCACGAUUCGCGUCGGUGUCACGGGCAUGGAGGAGAUACUGGCGAGGGUCGUCGCACCUUUACCCACAUACGAAACGAGAGACAAAUCCCCUCCUCCCCCUGAAUCAAACAGCUUGGAGUUCAUGCACUUCUACAGAAGUCUCGACAAGGAAGACAGACUCUGUGUCCUGACGAAGCUGUCACAAGACUUCGGAGUAGACCACAAAAGCGUUUCAGAGCUAGCUGUGAGGCUGCUUGACACUCAGCUACGGGACUUGGCGACCAUUUUGCAGGUUGAAGACAGGCUUCGGUACAGUUUGACUCCCCGUUAUAAACAGUUGCUUAAUCAUAUCAGCAGGGUCGAGGGUGGAGUGAAGUUUCUGGUGGAUCUCCGAGCUGACGUGCUUGAAAUAAUCUCAUCCAAAGCUAGCGAGAGCCCGCACAUUAAGGACCUGAACGGCACGCUGAAGAGCUUGCUGUCUGAGUGGUUCUCUGUAGGUCUGCUCCGACUGGAGAGAAUCACCUGGCAGUCCCCCUGCGAGAUCCUGCAGAAGAUCAGCCAGUAUGAGGCGGUGCAUCCUGUAAGGAACUGGACUGACCUGAAGCGCAGAGUGGGGCCAUACCGUCGUUGUUACGCCUUCACCCAUGCCGCCAUGCCAGGAGAGCCCCUGGUUGUGCUACAUGUGGCCCUCACUGAAGACAUUUCUGAUAACAUUCAGAGUAUCGUCCGUGAGUUCGGCACGCUGGACUCUGAGGAGGACGUUAAUAAGAUAAAUGCGGCCGUAUUCUACUCCAUCUCCUCCACCCAGGCUGGCCUACAGGGGGUGGAGCUGGGCAACUACCUCAUCAAGAGGGUGGUGCGAGAACUGCAGAGCGAGUUCCCUCACAUCGCCCAGUUCUCCAGCCUUUCACCCAUCCCAGGCUUCUCCUCCUGGCUCCAGGGCCUCCUCAACCAGUACAGAAAGGAAGGCCGAGGCUCUGACCUCCUCUCUGAGCAGGAGUGGAAGGAGGUGGAGCAGGCCACGGACUCAUCCCCGGGGACCCCGGCUGUAGACGCCCUCCGCAAGCUGAUCAGCACCAGCGAGUGGCUGCGCUCAGAGAGGCUGUCCCGUGUCCUGGAGCCCGUCCUGAUGCGUCUCUGUGCCUGGUACCUCUAUGGGGAGAAAAGGAGAGGUUAUGCUCUCAACCCAGUGGCCAACUUCCACCUGCAAAACGGCGCCACCAUGUGGCGACUCAACUGGCACGCCGACACCAGCCCCAGGGGCGUGGCGAACUCCUGCGGCAUCAUGGUGAACUAUCGUUACUUCCUGAACGAGACGUCUAAAAACAGCGCUCUGUACCUGCAGAAUAAGGUCAUCAUGGCGUCUGAGCAGGUGCUGGGACUGGUGUCCCAAUUUCAGAAGAACAGCAAACUGUGAAAAAAAAAAAAUAACAAUGAGAGAGAAAUACUUACUUCUUUUCAUCUGAAGAUUAGAUUGCACUUGAUAUCACAAAUGUAUU
Messenger RNA from Toxotes jaculatrix (banded archerfish), 1661 nucleotides. It is a transcript of the gene mlycd, whose product is annotated as malonyl-CoA decarboxylase. Gene Ontology annotation, biological process: acetyl-CoA biosynthetic process; malonyl-CoA catabolic process; fatty acid biosynthetic process. Gene Ontology annotation, cellular component: peroxisomal matrix; mitochondrial matrix. The transcript has 5 exons. The coding region runs from base 65 to 1579 and encodes 504 amino acids. NCBI's taxonomy places the organism in Eukaryota, Metazoa, Chordata, Actinopteri, Toxotidae. The record is from RefSeq and is a predicted model, not a curated record. Gene Ontology annotation, molecular function: malonyl-CoA decarboxylase activity.